AUGGGACGUCCUCUCCAGGAGCUUAGCAUGGGCAAUCUUGUGGUCCCAGCCCCUGCUGCCCAACUUGUGUCAGCCAGUGAGACCAAAGGAACACUGAGGGUGGAUGAACAGGGAGAUGACGGCUGGAGGAAGCAGACCUACUCUGAAGGACGCUUGCUCGUGGGGGCACCUCGGGCAGAAGCCUUGCCACUGCAGAGGGCCAACAGGACUGGAGGCCUCUACAGCUGUGACAUCACCUCUCGAGGACCGUGCACACGGAUUGAAUUUGAUAAUGAUGCUGAUCCAAUGUCGGAAAGCAAGGAAGAUCAGUGGAUGGGGGUCACUGUCCAGAGCCAAGGUCCAGGGGGCAAAGUGGUGACAUGCGCGCAUCGAUACGAAAAAAGGCAACAUGUUAACACGAAGCAGGAAUCACGGGACAUCUUCGGCAGGUGUUAUGUCCUGAGUCAGAAUCUCAGGAUUGAAGAUGAUAUGGAUGGCGGGGACUGGAGUUUUUGUGAUGGCCGAUUGAGAGGGCAUGAGAAAUUUGGUUCUUGUCAGCAAGGUGUAGCAGCUACUUUUACUAAAGACUUUCAUUACAUUGUGUUUGGAGCCCCGGGUACUUAUAACUGGAAAGGGAUUGUUCGUGUAGAGCAAAAGAAUAACACUUUUUUUGACAUGAACAUCUUUGAAGACGGACCUUACGAAGUUGGUGGAGAGACUGACCAUGAUGAAAGUCUUGUUCCAGUUCCUGCUAACAGUUAUUUAGGCUUUUCCCUGGACUCAGGGAAAGGUAUUGUUUCCAAAGAUGAGAUCACUUUUGUAUCUGGUGCUCCGAGAGCCAAUCACAGUGGAGCUGUGGUGUUGCUAAAACGAGACAUGAAGUCUGCGCAUCUUCUCCCCGAACACAUCUUUGAUGGGGAAGGUCUGGCUUCUUCAUUCGGCUAUGACGUGGCUGUGGUGGACCUCAACAAAGAUGGAUGGCAAGAUAUAGUUAUUGGAGCUCCACAAUACUUUGAUAGAGAUGGGGAAGUUGGAGGUGCAGCAUAUGUCUAUAUUAACCAGCAAGGCAGAUGGAAUAAUGUCAAGCCAAUUCGUCUUAAUGGAACUAAAGACUCUAUGUUUGGAAUUGCAGUCAAAAAUAUUGGAGAUAUUAAUCAAGAUGGCUAUCCAGACAUUGCGGUUGGAGCUCCCUAUGAUGAUCUGGGGAAGGUUUUUAUCUAUCAUGGAUCUGCAAACGGAAUAAAUACCAAACCUACGCAGGUUCUCGAGGGUACAACACCUUACUUUGGAUACUCAAUUGCUGGGAACAUGGACCUCGAUAGGAACUCCUACCCUGACAUUGCUGUUGGUUCCCUUUCAGACUCAGUUGCUAUUUUCAGAUCCCGGCCUGUGAUCAGUGUUCAGAAAAUGAUCACAGUAACUCCGAGCAAAAUUGAUCUCCGCCAGAAAUCCGUGUGUGGGGCCCCCAGCGGGAUCUGCCUCAAGGUGAAAGCCUGUUUCGAAUAUACUGCCAAACCCACUGGUUAUAAUCCUUCAAUCUCAAUUUUGGGCACAUUGGAAGCUGAAAAAGAAAGAAGAAAGUCAGGGCUGUCAUCACGAGUUCAGUUUCGACGCCAAGCCUCUGAGCCCAGGUACACACAGGAGCUCACUCUGAACAGGCAGAAGCAGCGCACUUGCAUGGAGGAAACCCUCUGGCUGCAGGAAAACAUCAGAGACAAAUUACGUCCCAUCCCCAUAACUGCUUCUGUGGAGAUUCAGGAGCCCAACUCUCGCCGGCGUGUGAAUUCCCUACCAGAGGUUCUUCCUAUCCUGAACUCCAAUGAGCCCAAGACGGUCCAUACAGACGUACACUUCUUAAAAGAGGGAUGUGGAGAUGACAAUGUUUGUAACAGCAACCUUAAACUAGAAUAUAAAUUUUGUACCCGAGAAGGAAAUCAGGACAAAUUUUCUUACCUUCCAAUUCAAAAAGGCAUACCAGAACUAGUUCUAAAAGAUCAGAAGGAUAUUGCUUUGGAAAUAACAGUGACAAACAGCCCUUCCAAUCCAAGAGCUCCCCAAAAAGAUGGAGAUGACGCCCACGAGGCUAAACUAGUUGCGACAUUUCCGGACACAUUGACUUACUCUGCAUACCGAGAACUGAGGGCUUUCCCUGAGAAACAGCUGAGUUGCGUUGCCAACCAGAAUGGUUCCCAAGCGGACUGUGAACUCGGAAACCCUUUUAAAAGGAAUUCCAGUGUUACCUUUUAUUUGAUUUUAAGUACAACUGAGGUCACCUUUGACACCACAGACCUGGACAUUAACCUGAAGUUGGAAACAACAAGCAAUCAAGAUAAUUUGGCUCCAAUUACAGCAAAAGCAAAAGUGGUUAUUGAACUGCUUUUAUCGGUCUCUGGAGUUGCUAAACCUUCCCAGGUGUAUUUUGGAGGUUCAGUUGUGGGUGAACAAGCUAUGAAAUCCGAAGAUGAAGUGGGGAGCUUAAUUGAAUAUGAAUUCAGGGUAAUUAAUUUAGGUAAACCUCUUAAAAACCUUGGCACAGCAACCUUGAAUAUUCAGUGGCCUAAAGAAAUCAGCAAUGGCAAAUGGUUGCUUUAUUUGGUGAAAGUGGAAUCCAAAGGAUUGGAAAAGAUAGUUUGCGAGCCACAAAAGGAAAUAAACCUCCUGAAUCUAAAGGAAUCUCACACCUCAAGAAAGAAACGGGCAAUUGCUGAAAAACAGAUAGAUGAGAGCAGAAAAUUUUCCUUAUUUGCUGAAAGAAAAUACCAGACCCUGAAUUGCAGCGUGAAUGCAAGAUGCGUGAACAUCAGGUGCCCACUGCGUGGGCUGGACAGCAAGGCCUCUCUUGUUCUGCGAUCAAGGUUAUGGAACAGCACAUUUUUAGAGGAAUAUUCUAAACUCAACUACUUGGACAUUCUUGUGCGGGCUUCCAUUGAUGUGACCAAUGCUGCAGAGAAUAUCAAGUUGCCCCAUGCAGGCACUCAGGUUCGUGUGACUGUGUUUCCCUCAAAGACUGCAGCUCAGUAUUCAGGAAUAGCUUGGUGGAUCAUCCUGCUGUCCAUUCUUGCUGGGAUUUUGAUGCUUGCUUUGUUAGUAUUUUUACUAUGGAAGUGCGGAUUCUUUAAACGCUCUAGGUACGAUGAUAGUGUCCCCCGAUACCAUGCUGUAAGGAUCCGGAAAGAAGAGCGAGAGAUCAAAGAUGAGAAAUACAAUGAUAACCUUGAAAAAAAACAGUGGAUUACAAAGUGGAAUGAAAAUGAAAGUUACUCCUAGGUGGGAGAAGGGGUGUUCAGAAAAAAAAAGCAUCACCAUACCCAAAAUGCCUUUUUCUUUCCAACUCAGCAAUUCAAAUGGAUUUAAUAAGCCUGUUCAAUACCUGGAAGUUUGAUUUCAGACUGACUCCCCGCAGUACGAACCUACAGUUUUAACUGUGGAUAUUGUUACGCAAACUAAGGCAUCCUGUUUUGCACAGCCAAAUUAAGACCAUUGGAAUGGAUUUUUUUUUUUAACUGCCUUAAUUGAACUUUCCAGGUUGCCUUUGCUUUUGGUGUGGCUGACUUAACCUAUGCUGGGCAAAGGCCUGCCCACUUGCACUCCCAUAGUAUCUCCUGAUAGGGAGCUGGAGGAGGACAUCUAGGAUCACCCACACCAACAGAGUGACUGUUCUAGCCUGCACCGCCAGCAUGCUUCGUGCAGGGGAGAAGCUGUGAGUUCGCUGUCCCCCAGGGGUCCAAGACUCAGUUGAAAGUGCUGUCUUAUGUUAAAUGUGCAAUAGAAGGUGAUGAUGCCAUCCUGCCCUCUCUCUGUUUCCUACAAGUGUGAAUUCUUGCACACACCAAAUGCAUACAGGCUUCACUACAACACACAGGUGCAACAGACUUGAAUGCUAGUUAUACUUAUUUGUAUAUGAUAUUUAUUUUUUCUUCAAACCAUCUUGUUAUUGACUAAACGGCCAAAGAUCCUUCAGGUAGUUUUAAACAAUCAGAAAUUAAAAAAAAAAAAAGACAGAAAGAAAAACAACCAAAAAAAAAAAAAACCCAACAGGAGGUCAUUGGUUUAACCUAAAUUACUUCCUGUGAAAAGAAAAUAAUAGCUCUUUAUAAAUGUACCAGAGUUGCUUUAAUGAUAGAAACAAACUUAUCUGUAAAUGAUAACAUUUUCUUAUGGCAACCCCUUCCCUAAACAAGGGUUAACCUUUUCAUUCUCAUCCAACACCUGGUAUUUAGUAGUUAGAGCCCUCUGUGAUAUU
Messenger RNA from Dipodomys ordii (Ord's kangaroo rat), 4222 nucleotides. RefSeq names its product integrin, alpha 6 (gene Itga6). Gene Ontology annotation, molecular function: integrin binding. Lineage: Eukaryota; Metazoa; Chordata; Mammalia; Rodentia; Heteromyidae. Gene Ontology annotation, biological process: leukocyte migration; integrin-mediated signaling pathway; cell-cell adhesion. Bases 1 to 3246 code for a protein of 1081 amino acids. The transcript is spliced from 25 exons. The record is from RefSeq and is a predicted model, not a curated record. Gene Ontology annotation, cellular component: external side of plasma membrane; integrin complex.